Molecule: messenger RNA, 1356 nt
Organism: Capsaspora owczarzaki ATCC 30864
Lineage: Eukaryota; Filasterea; Ministeriida; Capsasporidae
Exons: 5
Coding region: 51-1340 (429 amino acids)
Biological process (GO): pyrimidine nucleotide-sugar transmembrane transport
Cellular component (GO): intracellular membrane-bounded organelle; Golgi membrane
Molecular function (GO): pyrimidine nucleotide-sugar transmembrane transporter activity
Source: RefSeq, a predicted model, not a curated record
UUUUUUUUCUACUACUUAGCUCAGUCAAAUCCCAAUCCAUCCCAUUCACCAUGGUCAAGUUUGCCGUCUCGCACAACGCGUUGCUUGUGAUUGGGAUGCUGCUCACGGGCUCCAUCAACACGCUCUCCAAGAAGGCCCAAAACCAAGUCUCGUCGGAGGGCAUCGAUGGCACAGUGCGCACCUUCUCCAAACCAUGGCUGCAGACCUUCUUCAUGUUCAUCGGUGAAUCACUGUGCCUGAUUGGACUCUACGUCCAACGCCGCCGCGAGACAGCUGCACGGCUUCAGAUGCUGUCGGCGUCCGUCAACCAAGACCCGUUCGCGUCAAGUUACGCGUCGCCCGACCCGGCAAGCAGCUCGCUUCUGCCACGGACAGCGGCAAGCAAGAACGCCGAUGUGGACACGAGCAAGCACGUCGAUCGAAUUACGCACAAGCGGACGUGGCGGCAGGUGCUCAUCUUUCUCAUCCCGACCUGCUUUGAUCUCACUGGCACGACCCUCGCCGGCAUUGCAUUGCUGUACUGCGCCGCUUCCGUGUGGCAAAUCAUGCGCGGGAGCAUUAUCAUUUUCAGUGCUGUGCUUUCCGUGCUCUUCCUGAAGCGCACGCUGGGCCCGCACAAGUGGACGGGCCUGUUCAUUGUGUUUUGCGGUCUGGCGAUGGUCGGCGUCGCCUCUGUGCUUGCUGACAGUGGCGAUGACAGCCACCCGACGUCCGAGGUCGUCCUUGGCAUUGCUCUCAACCUUGCUGGCCAGCUCUGCUCGGCCGGCCAAGUCGUUGUCGAAGAAAAGCUCAUCAAGGCCGCAAACUACCCUCCAAUGGAAGUGGUGGGCCGCGAGGGCCUCUUUGGUGCCCUCAUCUCCAUGUUUGUUGCGCUGCCUAUCGUCUACUUUAUUCCCGGCAGCCAACCCUCGGAAGUUGGCAGCCACGGCUCCUACGAAAAUGCCCUGGACGGCUUUGUCCAAAUGUACCACAGCGGGGCUUUGAUUGCAUUCGUCGUCGUGUACGUGUUUUCGAUUGCAUUCUACAACUUUUUCGGGCUCGCCGUCACCAAGGCCAUGACGGCCGUUCAUCGGACGUUGAUUGACGCCUGUCGCACCGUGCUGGUCUGGCUCGUUGGUCUGGUCAUUUACUACGGCAUCACCGACAGCCUCGGCGAGCAAUGGACGAACUAUUCCCCACUUGAAGUGGCCGGAUUCCUGACACUGGUAUUUGGAACGCUGGUCUACAACAAUAUUGUCAAACUACCUGGAUUCAAGCACGAUGUACCACCACCGACAUGCAGCGAAACCCAACCGUUGCUCAGUCCGAAUCUGAAUGCGGGCAACCCUCAAGUUGUUUGAUGAAUACAAAGUCACG